AUGAGGGAUUUGAGGAUUAAGGACAGGACGAGUGAUUUGAGGAUACAGGACGAUGCAAUAGCACUAUCGAUACUGAUAUUUAUGUGGCAGUCGAAAGAUUUGUUAUGGCAGACUAUAGUAACCAAACAAUGCGAGAAAUUCUAUUUAGCACUACAACGUCUACAAGAUACGUGCUCGCUUAUAUUAAUGUCAAGUUGUUCAGAUACUGAAAGAAAGCUGUACAAGAACGUGCUGCGCCUGCACCGCGCGUCGUUCAGCAAGAUCCGUGUGUGCAGCCUGUUCUACGUGGACGCCGCGCUGCAGCUGAGUCUCAUGAGCCAACUCACUAACUACAUAAUAGUGUUGCUACAGUUUGCUAUACUGUAA
Messenger RNA from Spodoptera exigua (beet armyworm), 366 nucleotides. The record is from the annotation of a GenBank genome assembly. Lineage: Eukaryota; Metazoa; Arthropoda; Insecta; Lepidoptera; Noctuidae.